Panonychus citri (citrus red mite) is the source of this 561-nucleotide messenger RNA. Its product is annotated as ABC transporter F family member 4-like. The transcript has a single exon. The record is from RefSeq and is a predicted model, not a curated record. Bases 1 to 561 code for a protein of 186 amino acids. NCBI's taxonomy places the organism in Eukaryota, Metazoa, Arthropoda, Arachnida, Trombidiformes, Tetranychidae.
AUGGUUCGAGUUGUUGGAAACGAAAAGGGCAAAGAUAAGGAAGGAGGUAAAAGUAAAGGUAAGGGCAAAGGUAAAUCCAAAGCCGAAAAUGAAUCAAGUGAUGAGUCUGAAUUCGAUGGAAGUAUUGACCCUGCUAAUAUGUCCAAUCCCCCUGAGGGUCAAGGUAAAUUUUACGAUUCUGGUUCAUCAGAUGAUGAAGAUGAUGAUGCAUCCAUCGCUUCAUCAAGUUCAAAAAAGAAAAAAGGUAAAAAAGGUCGAAGCCGAAGUCGAAGUGCCAGUCCAAAUGCCAAAAAACAGAAAAAGGACACCGGUUCAAUAGAUAGUAAUGAAGAUGAAUUCGCGGAAGAUGAUGAAAUUUUCAAAUCUAAAGGUAAAAGUGGCAAAACUCGCGGUGGUACUUCCUCUCGUGGUCGAGGUCGAGGUGGUUCUCGUGGCCGAGGAAAAAGUGGUAAAGGUGGAAAAGCAGCACCAAAACCGGAAGAAAGUGAAGAGGGUGAUGAUGGUGAAGAAGAGAAAAAACCUGACCCAAAGGAUAAAAAGGAUAAAAAAUCGAAAAAAUAA